Messenger RNA from Engraulis encrasicolus (European anchovy), 1983 nucleotides. RefSeq names its product ADP-ribosylation factor-like 4Cb (gene arl4cb). The record is from RefSeq and is a predicted model, not a curated record. Gene Ontology annotation, biological process: endocytic recycling; intracellular protein transport. Gene Ontology annotation, cellular component: cytoplasm; plasma membrane. The coding region runs from base 544 to 1122 and encodes 192 amino acids. Gene Ontology annotation, molecular function: GTPase activity; GTP binding. Lineage: Eukaryota; Metazoa; Chordata; Actinopteri; Clupeiformes; Engraulidae. The transcript has a single exon.
UCCACCGGCGUGGUAGCUGAUCUGCCACCACCCCGGUUAUCUUUACCGUUGCUCUGUCUCCACACGAAGACCAGUCGGGGCGGGUAGUCUACUGGUUACAUUGCAUGCUCACUGGAUGUACCGAGUCAGAAAUACCCGAUUGUGGUACUGGACAGAGACUGGAGCCGCCAAGACAGGAGAACGCACCUUCGCCUCUGCAUGUGUGAACGCAUAGGUAUUUCAGGCAAGGCCUCCUUCUGAACCGGUUGAACGAGACGAAGACAUCACAUGGGAGUAAACAUCAGGACUUCUCUGUAGAAUGCUAAUGUAUUUUUGUAUUGCUCGUUACUGGGGAAGGUAACACUUUAAGCGCAAGGCUACCAUUCAUUGCUGUCCGGGUAGGCCUAUCGGAAUUCUACAUUGUAUUUUCCAACAGAACUGUGUCAAUGCGACAUUGAAGGUUUCCUUGACGCGCGGAAAAACCCGACGCAUCUUGGGACUAUAUGCUGUCGGACACGUAUAUACAGCUGAGCUGAGAGCAGAGCACAGUCACCUGUUUUGAAAAUGGGCAACAGUUUUUCCAACGUAUCGGCCUUCCAGUCGCUGCAUAUUGUGAUGCUGGGCUUGGACUCCGCUGGCAAAACGACUGUCCUGUACCGUCUGAAAUUCAACGAGUUUGUCAACACCGUGCCCACAAUAGGAUUUAACACGGAGAAGAUCAAACUGAGCAAUGGCAAUGCCAAAGGUAUCAGCUGUCAUUUUUGGGAUGUCGGUGGCCAGGAGAAGCUCCGGCCCUUGUGGAAAUCUUACAGUAGGUGCACGGACGGCAUCAUAUACGUUGUGGACUCGGUAGAUGUGGACCGCCUUGAGGAGGCAAAGACUGAGCUUCACAAAGUCACCAAAUUCGCAGAGAAUCAAGGUACGCCGCUCCUGGUGAUCGCCAACAAGCAGGACCUGCCCAAAUCUCUCCCCGUGGUUGACAUUGAGAAACAACUGGCUCUGCACGAACUCUCUCCAUCCACGCCAUAUCACAUCCAGCCCUGCUGUGCGAUUAUAGGCGAGGGACUUACCGAGGGCAUGGAUAAACUUUAUGAAAUGAUUCUCAAGAGACGGAAAUCGCUUAAGCAGAAAAAGAAGCGGUAGGGCCGUCAUACCCAUGCACUAUAGCCUAUAUGUGACAUUUAUGUGCCCUUUUGGUAUCUCAUACCAAUCAUCUGUUGCACCGUUUACAUUUUAAUUUGAAGUGUUUCCAACUUGUUGUCAUUCUCAUUUGGGUUUGUUUGUUUGAACACCUCAUGUGUUAUCUCGGCGCCACCACCAUGGCGCAGGUGGUUUGCUGUGAUGAACUGAACAAAAAAAACUCGAAUGCUUACGACAGAACAAGAUAAAAAGGCCUAGAACGGGCUGGCCCGUCUUUUGUUGCUGCUUUCACUGAAUUUUCAAACCGGAUGGUGUAUGGAAGGAGUUGAGCACUGUGAGAAUUUUGGGGACAUGGAGUUGAUCAUGCGUAACGCCCGUGCUCUCAUUCUCGCACACAACCAUUUUCUCUUGGGCAUGUAAGAUGGAUGUGGCGGAUGAGGAGGACCACGCGUUUGGAGUCGGCUCGUAUGCUGCCAAUUUUUCAUCAGUUGACAACCACAUUAAACAUUGAUGUUCAUGGAGCUAUCGACGCGUAGGGAGGACUGCGCGACGCCACACCUGUUCCAUCGUGACAUAAUACUGUAGAACGAACAUAUAAAUUUCGCCUCGGUCUCAGGACUCAGUGGCAGGUUCCCACUUUGUUCCUGGAGGCACCGAAGUAGCGUAUUAUACAUCAUGCAGCAUGGACUGGAGAGUGUCCCUAGAUUUUGCCUGCUACAUGGUUCACUACUGAGCACUUUUAAUUUCUUACCAAAAUAGUAGAAUGAAACACUGUAUAGCAGAAAAAAGAGAGAUGCUGUUCGUGUAAUGAAAGCAAACAUGAUAACUGAAGUAUUUUUGUUAUUAAAACAUUUGAAACAGUAA